Chaetomium fimeti is the source of this 1987-nucleotide messenger RNA. RefSeq lists its product as uncharacterized. Bases 227 to 1768 code for a protein of 513 amino acids. Lineage: Eukaryota; Fungi; Ascomycota; Sordariomycetes; Sordariales; Chaetomiaceae. The transcript is spliced from 4 exons. The record is from RefSeq and is a predicted model, not a curated record.
CACAAAAUGCAACACUCGACCAUCAGGGUAACUGCCGGGCCUUCAGCCAGAGGGUCCGUCUAUCUGAGCCAUUACAGCCGGAAUAUAUUCAUCUAAAUAUACCUCUAAACUCUGGUCGUUCUUGGUAUCUUUAGACUGCGGGGUCACUGACAGCACACGGCCGAAUGCUGAAAAUGUUCAAAAUGCCCAAUCCCUCGGCGUUGGGCCCUUUCCCCGGCCCUUCGGCAUGCAAGCAACAGAGAGCAGCGAGGCGACAAUGGCGGCACGAUUCCUAUCAGUUGCAGCGCUGACUGCUGUUCUUGCUCCAGCAGUUGGGAAUGGAUUUGCUUGGGCACAAAUACCCGCAGGUUGCACCGCCAAUUCCUUCACAACACCAAGCUGGCUUGUCCAGGACUUCACGUCUCAGAUAGCGGCAAACUUGACUGUUGCCUCGUUUCAUGCUCUUAACAGGGCUACCAACGUCACAGCGGAGCUCAGGUGUACUUCAACUACCCCAACGGCAGGAUGGCAAAGCUGCAGGUCCAGGAAUCAGACCGAACAACCGUUCCUCGCGUCGUUCCAGGCCGACACCUCGACAGCCUGGUUCAUGUUCAAUGAGACAUGGCCUUGUGACGACAUGACCCCGAGCCAGCCGCUCACGUUCUCCGCCCUUGGAAACGGCUCAGUUGCCCUUAACUGCACAACCGACGAGAGUGAAACCACGACCUGUAAUUCGGCAAAGCCUCUGCUUGUCAAAGCUGCCCUCUCCUCUCCCGUCAAAAUCACUCCAUCAUAUGUUAGUGGACCACCAGGACAUGACAUCGCAGGAUGUGCCUCCCAGCCGGCCUGGGAGGUGGUAGCCAGCCAGAUCAACCUCAGAAAGCUGUCAGGACAGCGCCAGUCCGGAAACGCCUUCGUCAUCGUCAGGAACGACCACCUGGGCUACACCGCUUCCUGCGGCGGAGUUCUGAGCGCUGCUGCCGGGCCACAACCUCUGUCAUGCGAGGGGCAAGUGCCAUAUCGCCGGGCUGACAAGUACCAAAUCGACACCACCCUCUCGUUCGAACCCGACACGUUCGCACUCGGCAUCGACCAGACCUGGUUCUGCGACGACCAAGACCCAGCGCAGCCCCUCUCCAUCACCGGCUCCGGCACCAUCCCCCUCGCGCUCGAAUGCAGCGUCUUCAACGAGACCACCACCGAAACCACGACCUUCUGCUCCGGCGGCACGGACGGCACCGUCGCCGGCAACGUGACCGCGCGCGGCCUGCUCCCGCCCUACUCGCUCAACGACCCGCUGCCCACGGGCGAGAGCUGCACCAUCUCGUCCGUCACCUCGCCGGCCUGGUGGUUCAACGGGUUCGAGACCAACACGACGACGGCGAACAGUGAUAUGGUGACCGCGCGGUUUGGGAUGGAGCUGCAGACGGCGGCGGCGUCGACGGGGAAUUUUGCGAUUGUGGCGGCCGAUGGCGUGCCCGUGUCGGAGGUGCCGACGAACUCGUCGGCGGAUUUGCAGUGGAAUAAGUGCGUGUUGCAGUCGGUGGGCGAUGUGGCGCUCGCGCCGACGGGGUGUGAGUUUCGGUAUGAUAUGGCCAGUCGGUUCUUGGGGCUGAGGGUGAAUUGGACGUGUUCGGAUUUGGAUCCGGGGAGUCCAGUCAUGUUCGGCGGAGAGGUGCGCACGCUGGUGCCCGAGUUCACCUGCGUCACGACGGGGACGAACAUACGCUGUGCCUCGCCGAUUACAGAGCCGUGGAGGGCGAACGUCUCGUCAUUGGCUUGGAUGUAGGGGGUGACGCCGAACCGCGACACCAAGAUGGGGGACUUGGGGGCUUUUGUGGAACGGACUCAACGGAUAUGGCUACUCACGCAGGAGGAUAUAUCAUAUAUAUAUUGGUCAGCGUGGUCCUGUUCGAUUUGUUCUCGCCCCUGAUAUCAUUGUCUUCGAGACAGAGUGAAGCAUACUGCCGCUCGCCGUCUCCGUAGCCAACUCCUCAGUUCUCAGCCC